Messenger RNA from Canis lupus familiaris (dog), 2448 nucleotides. RefSeq names its product chromosome 8 C14orf180 homolog (gene C8H14orf180). The transcript is spliced from 6 exons. Lineage: Eukaryota; Metazoa; Chordata; Mammalia; Carnivora; Canidae. Bases 1001 to 1477 code for a protein of 158 amino acids. The record is from RefSeq and is a predicted model, not a curated record.
CGCACAGGCACACUGGAGUCGGACCCGGUCACUCCGACGGCCGGCGCGCUCCGUUAGCCGCAGCGUGGCCCUCUCCUGAGCUGACCGGCCCACCGCGCACCUGGGUCACCCUUUCAACUCAGAACGCAGCAUCUACCGGGCACCCACUGCGUGCAGGUCCCCCCAGGAGGGUCAGCACAUUCUCUCCGUCUUCGCAGCGUGCUGGGCGGUUGGCGAACAACCUCCAUUCUACACGAGGGCCUGGGACGCGGGGUGAGGGACCCACCUGGGUCUCACUGUGGCCAGGGUCUAGGCUAGGGUCCACCUCCUCCCUCCCUCCUGCCUGGGGGCUGGAGGCCAAGGCCGGCCGCGCCGCACUCUGGGGCGCCCCCCUGCACCCAGCGGACACCCAGCCAUCCCCCUGACCCGUGCCCUAGAUGCGUGUCCAGAGAUGUGGGGGAGUGUCCUUGGAGGCUGCCAGGACAGCUCCGUCCCCGUGUUCCCAACUCCAGGCAGGCGCCUGGGCUAGCCGUGAGCGAGCGGUCAGCCGGGGUGUCCCCGGGGGCUCUCCUCUUGCUUAAAUCAGAAACGUGUGUUAUCUGGGCAGCUGCCAGCCUGCUCUGGGCCGGCCCCCGCCCCGGCGCCCCGGUCCUCCUGAGGGGAGGCCAGCUUGGGGGUGCCCAUGGCCUCCUGUCCCCUCGUCCAGCUGCAGGAAGGCCUCAGCGCCCCCCCAACUCAGCCAGGCUGCUGGGGGAGGGGGAGGCAAACGGCCCAAGGCACGGAGCCCGCGCUGACAGCUUCCUCCACGGCCACCCGAGGCCGCGGCCCCGCGGCUGUAAUGGAAACUUCCCAGCGGGCCUGUGAGCGGACGGCUCCGGUUCCCACUCUGCGAGGCUCUGAUCGCCCGCGGACUGGGGGCCGGGCAGGUGGGCGAGGCCACGCAGGGGUGUGGCACCUGCAGGAGCCCAGCCCGGGGCCCCCCUGGAGGAGGUGUCACCAGGACAGGACCAUGUUCCAAUAAAUGAGGACUGCAGGGCGAGCCUUGAGCCCCGACUCCCCGCCAGAGACGCGACAUCAGACCAGGACGAAUGGAGAGGCCGCUCCGGGCUCGCCGAUGCCCAGGGCGGGGAGGGAGGGCGACAGGAGGUGCCCCCCGUCCAUCCUGAGGCGGAGCCGGACAGAGCGCCGCGGCGUGGAGCCACAGAGGACCUCGAGGCGGGUGCGGUUCCGGGAACCCCUGGAGGUGGCCGUGCACUACAUCGCCAGCAGAGAGCCCGGCACCACCACCAAGGCGCCCAGCCGGCCCCGGCCCCCACGUGGCUCCCUGUUCCUGCGCCUGUCCGUGUGCGUCCUGCUGGUGCUGGUGCUCGGGCUGUACUGCGGCCGGGCCCAGCCGGUGGCGCUGGCCCUGGAGGACCUCCGGGCCCGGCUCCUCGUCCUCGCCCUGCGCCUGAGGCAUACAGCCCUGAGCUGCUGGCACUGCCUGCUGCAGCUGUGACGGCCGCCCCCACCCCAGGGCUUCGGGUGUGCAGGCCAGGAGGGCGAGAGCCCAGGUCAGGUCUGGGGGCUUCCAGGGGCCCCACCCCCUCCACUCAGAGCCCCUCUUGUUGCACCUGUCGGGGUCCCCCGUGAGGUUUUCUUAGAAUUCCACACCUGCUUCAGCCCCCCCGGGGGCCCCCCAGACCCUCCCUCACCCCCGUGGGCACCCUCCUCCAUAUCCUUGGGCGGGGCCUGGAUGUGGCCACGCGGAGCCUCCUGAAGACAGGGACACCGAGCCUGUACCUGUGGGACCCCUCGGAGAUGAAAGUGGCCUUUGCUGCUCCGGGCUUGCGGGGCCUGGACCUCAGAACCCCGUGGAGACAGACGGGUCCGGCUGUUGGGGUGGCGCCCCCCCUCCUGAAGCUGCACGCAGGGCAGGGCCUGGCAUCUCCUCUUGUAGGUGGUGUUGGGGUGCCAGGCUGAGCCCAGCUCUGGCCCUUCCCCUGCACCCCAAGGCCUCCGGGACCCCCUCAUGCCCCGGUGGGGGAAUGUGCUGCCCCCCUCCUCCUCAGCUGUCCACCAGGCAGUGGCUGAGAGGGAGCUGGCUCUGCCCGGACCCCGCGACCUUCAGAACACGGCCGUCUGCGCCCGGACCCCGGGCUGCGCCGCACACCAGCUGCAGGCCCUCUGGGUCCCAUGACCGUAGGCAGACGGCGUGCCCCCACCGGUGUUGCAAGGCCCUGGGGAGGCAUGUGGUGACAAACUGCAGACCCUGCGUGGAGGGGGACCCCUGAACAAAGCAGGGAGGCCCACGGUCAGACACCAGGAGGGACUGCCAGGAAGACGCCAUCCCGCCCAGCAACCUUCAGACAAGUGCCCACGGGACGGCCAGUCCCGCCCCCUCCAGGGGCUUAUGCCCUGAGCGCCUGUCCCCUCGACCUCAGUGGGGACACACUGACUUUCUAUUAAAGCACACUGCCACCUCUCUUA